Molecule: messenger RNA, 1224 nt
Organism: Acaulospora colombiana
Lineage: Eukaryota; Fungi; Glomeromycota; Glomeromycetes; Diversisporales; Acaulosporaceae
Source: the annotation of a GenBank genome assembly
AUGACAGGGGCUGAUAUUACGGACUACUUUAAUUACGGGUUUAACGAGUAUACCUGGAAAGCCUAUUGUGCAAAGCAAAAACAAAUGAGAGAGGAUCAGCAUUCAAGGAAGAAAAUUCAUGUAUAUGAAUCUAAGCAAGAAAUGAAUAACUUGCCACCAGAACUACAAUCAAUAAGUCAAUCUCAAGCAGGACUAGAUCAUCCGAGUCCACAGCCAACAAUCAUGGAUGGCCAUCAGAAUGACGAUUAUGGAAUGGAAUCAGGUGGUUAUCCGCAAGAUUUUCAAGGUCCACCAAUGGGGAUGGGAAUGUUUCCGCCACCGGACAUGCAAAUGGGUCCCCACCCGCCAUUUUUCAUGGGAAAUCCGGACAUUCCACCAUCUGGCCCAAUGGGAUUUGAUCAUGCAUAUCGGGGUGGUCAAGGAAUGCGUAACAUGAAUAACAUGGGCAAUAUGAUUCGUCCCACGGGGAUGCCGGGAGGCAUGCCCGGUAUGGCGACCCGAAUGCCUCCCACAAUGCCAGGCGGCGGCAUGCCCACUGGUGGAAUGCCCGGAAUGCCUCGGGGAAUGCCUGGAGGAAUGGUUGGUAGAGGUCGUGGCAUGGCGAUGGACGAAAGGCCUUUCUUUUCUAUGGAUGAUCAAUCAUGGGAAAUAGAAAAUCGCAAUACACAACCGUAUCGUCCUGUAUUUCAAGGUCGACCACCAACUGGCCCGAUGCAUGGUGCCGGGGUGAAUCGAUCGGAUUAUAAUGAUUGGGAGCACUCUCCUCCACCAGAUGCUCCAUUUGCACACAGGUUACGACCACCCUUCAGGACCGGCGCGCCACCCACUGGACCUGCCGACCAUCGUGGACUUUCUGCAUCAGUAGAAAGUCCGAGUUCAGACCGAGGUGAAGAAGAAAGAUCCGGAGAUAAUCGGAGUGCAUCAGGGACAUUUUUUAUCGUUACGGUAUAUCUCAGUUGUAUAACAAUAUACUGCCUAUAUGGGAAAGAUAGAAAUAACGAACCAGACGAAUACAUGGAUCUCGAACUUAAGCGAUCAAAAUUGAAUAUAUUUCGCUUAUUCUUUUGGAGAUUACGUGCCGAAGAUGAUAACGAUAAUUACUCUUACGUGCCGUUGAGCUCCCUUGCGGUGGUGGACGAGGACGAUUUUAGCGAGGUCUGCGUAAAACCCGUGUUCUCGGAAAAACCGGAAGUGGAAGACAUCACCGCCGACUCAAAUUUUUAA